GGACUCGGUGACUAGGAAGUGCGUCGGUAACUAAGGAGAACUGGAGCACAUUAGAUCCGUGGGGACGGAGCAAAGGCGAAGUCAACUUAUCGACUGGAUUGAUCAAAGAACAAGUGAGGGCGACGCACCUCACCUCCGACAGGGUCCAUGGCUCUGCCCGCCCUCUCGGCCUGUAUACCCGGCCGGACCCGGGUGCACGCCAAACAGAUGAUCCGGCGCCGCGAGCAGGAGGCCCGGUGGCGGCAGCAGUGGGACAUGCACGCUCGCUACUUCAAAGAGCAGAGUGUGUGCAGCCAGAGACAGGAGGCGUGGAGCUCCAGCCGCUGCUACCAGCAGAGUAUGUCAUCAUACCACAAGCAGAGACUGAAGGAGGACAAAAAGGCCAGCCUGGAGCUGCGCAGGAAUCGGCUAAGGGCCAUGCUCCAAGAGGAAAAAGAGCAGCUGGAAGCAGAGCUCAGGAAAGUGGUACAUGACAAGACCACAUUGCCAAGUUACUUAGUGAAAAAAACUGAAGAGCUUCGUACAGCAAGAGAGGAGAGAAGAAAAAAGCUUGCACAAGAGCUGUUGAGGGAGCACUGGAAGAAAAACAACCCAGAGUUGCGAGAGGCCGAGUCAACAUUACAUAAAGAUCAUGUUGUCCGCCAAUGGCAGGAGCAGAUAUCUGAGAAGCAACAGCAAGAAGUAGCAGAGCAGGAGGAGAAGAGGUACUUCGAAAACGAGUAUGAAAGGACCCGAAAAGAAGCUCUGGAGCGGAUUAAGCAAGACAAGGAGAAAAGGAAAGCAGAGGAGCGCAAGAGAGCAGAAGGACUUUGCAAACAGAUGGAAGAACUGAGGCUGAGGGAAGAAGAGGCCACUCGUCUGAAGAGGGAGCACGAGGCUCUACUGGUCCAGCAGUGGCAGUUGGAGAAGAUAGAGGACGAGAGAAGGAAGGUGGAGGAAAGGCAAAAGAAGUCUGAGAUGGGCUUUUUCUUGAUCCGUCAAUAUCGAGCUCAGUUGAAGAGAAGAGCCCAGCAAGUGCAGGAGUCACUGGAGGCCGACCGGAAGAUCCUGGCAGCCUUGCUGGAGGGAGAGCAGGACGACAGGAGGCUGGAGAAUGCACAAAAGGAAAGGGCUAUCGCUGAUGCUGCCUGGAUGAAACAAGUGAUUGAAGAGCAACUUCAGUUGGAGCAAGAACGGGAGGCUGAGUUUGAUCGUUUACACCGAGAAGAAGCUCAGCGUGUGUGGGAGAAACGAGAGGCGCAGUGGGAGAAGGAGAAGAAAGCCAGAGAACGGCUCAUGCACGAGGUACUUGCGGGGAGACAGCAUCAGCUGGAGCAGAAGAUGCACGAGAACCAAGAAGCUCAGGGGGAGUCCCUGAGGAGAAGGGAAGUGUUGAUCCAGGAGCUGGAGCUGGAGAGCAAGAUCAGACAGCGCGAGAAAGAGCAAGAACAGGGUCGUAGGACAGCACGGAGACAAGACUUAAAUGCUCAGGUGGAGCAGCAGCGACAAGAGCACUGGGAGGAGCAGUGCCGGAGAGAGCAGGAUGAGGAAAAGGAAAGGGAGGCCCUUCGAAUCCAAGAGGAGGAGCUGAAGCAGGAGAAACAGGGGAUAGCUAAUAAAGGGUACCAGGCCAAGGUUUACAACAGACCUCGAUCCGCCUGGACAUGAGCAACCUGCACGACUGGAGUCAAAACAGAAUUGUAAAAUGAAAAAAAAUUUAUUGAGGUAAUUGACCUCAAAGAAUUGGUUUACGUAUUUCCAAGUGCAUUUUUAAACAAAACUCACAUGCCAAUUUGAAAACCUGAGCAGUUAUAGAUCGCCUUAAUUGUGCCUCCUGUCCACAUUGGCCCCUAAGAGAGAGAUUCCUUGCUGAGGUACAGUGGAGGUAAAGUGGUUCAAAGAGAUAUUUUAUUGUAAAAAGAUUGUGAUUUCUGGUAGCCCCAUAAUAUUGUUGGUUCCACUUUUUUACACAUUUUUGAACAGAUGCAAGACUGUUAGAUUUGUUUCCCCAUAUCUUACAUUGGAAUUUCAAAAUUCACAAAUCGAUCAUUUAAUGUCUUUUAAAGAAGUGAAGUAUCCAUGUAAGUUAUGAGGCCAUGUAUUUUAUGUAGAUUUUAAAAUUUCAAUGCUGGUUGUUUGCAUAUGUAGAGAAGAACAAAAGGAUGGUUUUGUUUUUUGCACUUUUGAAGCUGUUCGAGGAAUAUAUAUUUUAUAUCCUGAAUUGUCUUUUAAACUUUUGAUAAAUAAAAGUCGCUAAAAUGUUCCAAUCAAA
Molecule: messenger RNA, 2251 nt
Organism: Scophthalmus maximus (turbot)
Lineage: Eukaryota; Metazoa; Chordata; Actinopteri; Pleuronectiformes; Scophthalmidae
Product: trichoplein, keratin filament binding
Exons: 13
Coding region: 148-1647 (499 amino acids)
Biological process (GO): apoptotic process
Cellular component (GO): keratin filament
Source: RefSeq, a predicted model, not a curated record